Molecule: messenger RNA, 1233 nt
Organism: Liolophura sinensis
Lineage: Eukaryota; Metazoa; Mollusca; Polyplacophora; Chitonida; Chitonidae
Product: BTB/POZ domain-containing protein KCTD21-like
Exons: 3
Coding region: 87-512 (141 amino acids)
Biological process (GO): protein homooligomerization
Molecular function (GO): protein binding
Source: RefSeq, a predicted model, not a curated record
UAACCGUACACGUACCGGUUUAUCGUUGCCGACCUGGGCGGAUAAAUGUCCAAAGUAACAGAACGUGCCGCUCCUCACGUCAUCCGAUGACAGUGCCAGUAACUCUGAACGUCGGAGGUGUUCUAUACACGACAUCCCGGACGACCUUGACCCUGUUCGGUGAUUCUAUGCUCGGCAGGAUGUUUAGCGGAGACUGGGAGACCGCUCAUGAUUCCGAAGGUAGAUGUUUUAUAGACCGAGAUGGACAUCUCUUCAGACACGUUCUGAAUUUUCUGCGGACGGGGAAGCUAAUUAUCCCAGAGGAUUUCCCAGAACUACUCCAGCUGAAAUCUGAGGCUGAUUUCUACCAGAUCGAGGCCCUCAUUGAGGUUGUGGAAGCAGAAAUCGUCCGACGGGCGCUCCUCAGACCGGAACCGGAAGUACCCCAGAGGGAACAGAGACAUUAUUACCUGGAUGUGGUGGAGAUCACAACCAUAUCGGGGCGUCGGUGGGCACAUGUGAGAAAAUACUAAUACUCUGUGGUAAUGUGGAGGUGAUCAAAUGUCUACCUAUUGAUGGCCAGAUCUACAGAAACUUGCUUUACCUGUUUACAACGCGUGAUGGCAGCCAGCGGAACAAUCCGGCGUAUAAGAGCUACGGCGUGUUCAACAACGUCAACUGUGUUUCCAGCGGCGAGUCCACGCAGAUCUUCCUCAAAACUUUCCGCAGUCAGGCCAACAGUAACAGCCCGUCAUGCGCACUACGCACGAAUCGCUCGGACCUGGCGGAUAUACUUCUCGCCAAGAACUGUACAUUGGUCACAUCUUCUUCACGCUUCACAAAAACCCACAAAGAAACAUCAGAGUUUCAGUGCAGUGAUAAAUGGAAAAUACCAGAGUCAAGCCUCCAACAGUUGGCUAAUCUCCCUAAACUAUGACCACCGACUUAUUAUGGAUAAAUAAGUGUCUAAAAUGAAAUUCAUUCCAGUAAAAAUAUUUCAUUAUUUAGGUACCUAUUUAUUCCACCAUACAUAGACAGGAAUGCCUGUUCAUUGUUUACCACACUGAUCUCCAAUAUGGGGUAUCGGACUGUCAUACAGCUUUUCAAAUCUGCCUUAAAACCCUAACACUGACCUACGUGUGAUAUGUUAAGCUUAAAGCACGCUUAGCAAAUGUAACGAUUAUCAGAAUUAAACCGCAUGUAUACAUGUAGUAAUACUUGGACAUUGUGGUCGAGCGUAAAUGUCGCAUCAUU